Molecule: messenger RNA, 1834 nt
Organism: Maniola jurtina (meadow brown)
Lineage: Eukaryota; Metazoa; Arthropoda; Insecta; Lepidoptera; Nymphalidae
Product: T-cell activation inhibitor, mitochondrial
Exons: 13
Coding region: 67-1572 (501 amino acids)
Cellular component (GO): mitochondrion
Source: RefSeq, a predicted model, not a curated record
UUUUAGGUACUGUCAAAGUGUACGUUGAUUAAAAAAUAAAAAUGUACGCAAAAAAUUAGCAAUAACAUGUUUUUGUUAAAAAAAAUAGUGCACAAAUCGUUCCAUCCAUUUCCAUUCUCAUUCGACGAAUACAAAUUGUCCAAAAUGUAUAGCCGCCUGAAGAUAAAAUGUGGAUGUGUAGGAGGUAUACUUUGCAGAUCCCUGAGUUCGGCAGAAAUAUCCACCGCUUUAAGGCCAUUUUAUUUCAGUGUUCAUCCUGAUUUAUUUGGAAAGUAUCCAGAACAAAGAAAAAUUAAUGAAAAUUCACUGCAACAGUUAAGUGCACUAAUAGAAGCCCAGCAAUCUAGUCAAAAUGUGUCCAUACCGACCCUUCCAUUUUAUUUGAGACAAAAGGACAAACCAGAAGGUAAUUUUAAACUAGUUAAUAUACAACUAAAUAGCCAAAAUGUGAGAGAGACAAUAGUAAAAAUCUUAAAUGCCUGUGAAAUCUCAACUAAUUUUAUAGAUAAAAUUCCCAGAAGUUCAAACAAACCACAUUCCAGGAACAUUGACUUUACUAAAGCCUAUGAAAAAUACACAACAGAAUUUGAAAAAGCAGCAGAGAUGAAACGAAAAGUUGAAGAAAAGAAAGCCAUCACCAAUAUUAUAGAAUGGAUAUAUGAAAACAGUGAUCUUGCAAAAGAAAAAUAUGAAUCAACAAGAGCUACAAGACACCAAGUUCAAACCUUAAUAGAGCAUCUCUGCAAAACAUAUGGUAUAAAAGAAGUUAAAUAUGACAGUGGUUGGAAUAUCAGUCAUAUCAGAGGCGCUCUACAAAGUCUCGCAUCUAUGGCCUCGCAGCAUUCAAAACAUAUGAGCAAUUUAAAGGCCAGAACGAUAGCAUUAGGUCAAUUCACUGGCGUUAGCUUGGAUGGCGAUGUGUUUCUCAAUAUUAUCGACGUCCGACACGAAUGGCUUUCGUUAAUAAAAAAAGUAAGUCAAGAAGACAGUGCCUUAAUAGAGAUUCCUAAAUAUGAGAAAGCCUUAUCCAGUAUACUAAGGAACAUACACAUCUGUAGAAGGAAAUUCAUGCCAAAAGUAUCAGCAGCCCAGUAUUGCAGCCACCUGAGACAACUGAUCACAUCAAUAGGAGACUUUUAUGGAAAUGGAAGAAAAAUCCCCGAAUCUGUACCGGAAUCUCUUAGUAAAUACGAAAUAGUUGUUGAACCGGAAGCGGGUCCUCUGAUGGUAUCACCCACAGGCCAGUUCAUCACGCCGUCAUCAUGCCCCGCGGAGGAACUCAUCCCGUUCAUCGCGACCCAUCUCGACGAAGCCACGACCCUCCUCACCGAGUAUAGCAUUAAUAAACAUGUUGAAAAGGCGCUUUACAUUGAAGUGAAAGAGCGUUUUGGGUUAUUGGAACUUAAAAAGGACGACAGUAUCACCCCAGGUCUCAUGAUUAUGUGCUGUCAGAGACUGCUCACUCGAAGCGAUAAACUAGAAACGAAACUACGUGGAAAUAUUUUGUACGUCACCCACUACUACUCUGUACUAUCGGAAGGUACAUUAUGUAUACCUUGGAAUUUUAAAUGAUAACAUAUUUGAUCAAGUGAAUCAUCAAUUUAUUGACAAAGUCAAAAUAUUUAUAAUAUUUACAGCAUCUAUACAAAAGAAUUUAUUUUAUUACAAUAUUUUAGUCGAAUAUUAGAAGAAAAUAGAACAUAAUAUUAUUUUAAUAAAUGUAGAAACUUUAGUAAGUGACAGAUGUGAUGAAAUGUCUAGUUUAAUUUUUUAAUAUGUAAAUAGUAUAAUAAUGAAUUAUUACAAUUAGGUACAUUAAAUCAGUCUAAUAAGC